Molecule: messenger RNA, 1053 nt
Organism: Rosa rugosa (rugosa rose)
Lineage: Eukaryota; Viridiplantae; Streptophyta; Magnoliopsida; Rosales; Rosaceae
Exons: 2
Coding region: 1-1053 (350 amino acids)
Source: RefSeq, a predicted model, not a curated record
AUGUUGGCCGACUACUUUGUCAACCGGCCAGUGUUCAAAGAUCCGGUGUUCCGAACACGUUACAGGAUGAGUCUCAAUCUCUUCAAGCGUAUAUCUACUGACCUUUGCCAGUAUGAUCGUUACUUUGUUCAAAGGUCAGAUGCUACCGAUAAAGUCGGACUGCUUCCGGAGCAGAAGAUGACAGCUGCCUUGCGAAUGCUUGCUUACGCAGAAUACCUCCGCGCUCCUACUACAGCCGACCUCAGACGACUUCUUGCCAAAGCUGAGAGGAGAGGUUUUCCUGGAAUGAUUGGGAGCAUCGACUGUAUGCAUUGGCAAUGGAAGAAUUGUCCGACAGGUUGGGCUGGAGAAUAUAGUGGUAGGAAACAUAUCCCCACUAUCAUCCUAGAAGCAGUCGCAUCUUACGACACCUGGAUUUGGCACGCAUUCUUUGGAAUGCCCGGGGCAUGCAACGACCUGAACAUCUUGGCAAAGUCUCCGUUGUUUGAUGAGCUUACCGCCGGUAGAGCACCUCUGAUCCAAUUCCAAGUUAACAACAGAGCUCACAGUCUAGGGUACUAUCUUGCCGACGGUAUUUAUCCUCGAUGGACGACUUUCUUGAAAACUGUUCGAAAUCCUACACGCCCCAAGGAAAUCGAGUUUGCAAAGACUCAAGAGGGGUAUAGGAAGGAUGUAGAGAGAUGUUUUGGUAUAUUGCAGUCACAGUUUGGUAUUGUUAGAGGAGCUGCUCGUGGGUGGCAUAAAGAGGACCUUCGAUACAUUAUGUUGACGUGUAUUAUAUUACACAACAUGAUUGUCGAAAAUGAACGACCUGAAGACAGCGAUGAUGAGUUGGAGUCCGAUGAUGAGGAGGAUAACAAUAUGAGGCCCAGGAUUGCUGAGGUAUGGGAGGGACCAACUGGUAGAGACUUUGAUCCUGUUGGUAGAGAUGCUCAUCAUAUGAACGGAUUCAUGGACCGCUACCAACAAAUUAGAUCUGAGCACAGUCACUCCAACCUUCAGGAAGACCUCAUUCAACACUUUUGGGAAUUUCAAGGCAAUAUGAGUAUCUAG